Molecule: messenger RNA, 493 nt
Organism: Paramecium pentaurelia
Lineage: Eukaryota; Ciliophora; Oligohymenophorea; Peniculida; Parameciidae
Source: the annotation of a GenBank genome assembly
AUGAAAGUGAAUAAUACCAUUGACUUUGUUCGGAAUUAAAUUCAUAAAUUAAAUUUGAGAAAAUAUUUCUCAAUAGUCAUUUAAAUGAGAGAAAUAGUUCAUAUUUAACGAAGUCUAUGUGGUAAUGAGAUAAGUUCUAAAUUUUGGAAAAUCUUUUAAAUGAAAAUUGUAUUAAUUCAACACAAGCAUAUCUCAUAAACUCAGAUCUUCAAUUAGAGAGAAUCAACUUGUAUUGUAAUGAAGUCUAAGGAUUUAGACAUCUCCAAAGAGCUAUUCUUUUUGACUUAGAAUGAAAUACUGGUAUUUAUUUGUUUCAUUUUAGGUUCUAUAGAUACAGUCAGAGCAGGACCACUAGGAUUAAUUUUCAAACCAAACAUUGUUAUCUUUAAUUAAACAGAAAAAGUUAAAAACUAGGCAAAGGAUCUUUAUUCUGAGGGUGCUAAUUUUAAUUGACUAAGUUUAAGAUGGAGUAAGAAAAGAAGCAGAAAAUUGA